GCACAGGUCGUUAGACAGCCGGCAUGAAACAGUGCAUGUAUGAUCAUGUAAAAUAUGCAGUGUAUAGUCAAUCAAAGUUUUGAGCGAAGUCAGUGUCAUCAUUUCGUAGAAGAACUGUAGACCAGCAACAAAGAGUUUGGGGUGGUAAUGACGGUUGUCAUUUGAGUCCUAACUUUCUUUCCCAGUCCCCACCCUAAACUUUUAUAAAGCGUCUCUUGUUGGCCAGAAUGCAUUCAUGGGCGGUGGUGGGGGACAGAGUUUGGAAACAUGGAAGGUGAAGAACAGCGGUGCAGUCAGCAUCAUUGUCAAAGGAAUCGAAGAACCAGCAACUUGUCGGAUAUGAUUUAAAAGUUCAACAAAUUGUUAACAGGAUAUUUUAAGUGUACGCAUUACUGCCAGUUCAUUACAAAAACGCGAUUGAGCGCGCUCCGUCUGAAACUCCUGAAGGAGGAGCCCUACAUGCCCACUCAUCACUUCCUGUUUCCCCUGAAGAAGCUCAACUGAAAAAAGGGAUGAAUGAGACCAACUCAGCAACCACUCUCCUGAAGAGGUAUCGUGUCGCCAUGACGAGGGCUGACACCGCUCCCGCCGUCGUCACGGACAACGGACACUCCCCGGUCCGAGGCGAGGACGGGGGAGAAGGCCAGCAGGACACCGACGGCUCCCUGUCCGACUUGGCCGGACUGUUUGACAGCUCCGACACGCCCUCGGCCCAGCCGGACCAGGACGUACCCCAGGACCCGGGCAGGGCAGGGCAGGCAGGGGACGGCAGACCCAACCUGCGCAUGAAGUUCCAGGGAGCCUUCAAGAAGGGCAUCAGCAGUCCUAUGGACCUGCUGGAGAACAGCAUGUACGAGUCUCCCGUGGCGCCCGGACCCAAGAAAGCCCCCAUGGACUCCCUGUUUGACUACGGCACGUACCGACAAGGCAACAACCAGAAGCGCAGGAAGAAGCUGCCUCGCGGGAAGACUCAGGCGUCCUGCGAUGAGGGUCCCGUCUCGGACCCCCCCAAGGUGCUCAAGGAGUUUAACCGCUGCCUCCUGUUCGAGGGCGUGUCGAGGGCCGAGCCCGGGGCCCUGGAGGGCCUUCUGGAAUACCUGCAGGUCCAUGAGAAGAGACUCACCGACGAGGAGUUCAGAGAACCUUCCACCGGCAAAACAUGUCUGCCCAAAGCCCUGCUCAACCUGUACAGUGGCCAGAACGACACCAUCCCCUUGCUGGCGGACAUAGCAGAGAAGACUGGCAACCUGCGCGACUUCAUCAACACCCCCUUCAGAGACGUUUACUAUCGAGGUCAGACGGCCCUUCACAUCGCCGUGGAGCGCCGCUGUAAGCAGUACGUGAAGCUGCUGGUGGAGAAGGGGGCGGACGUGCAUGCGCAGGCCCGCGGACGCUUCUUCCAGCCCCGCGACGAGGGGGGGUGCUUCUACUUUGGUGAGCUGCCCCUCUCCCUGGCUGCCUGCACCAACCAGCCCGACAUGGUGCAUUACCUGACAGAGAACGCCCACAAGAAGGCCGACCUGCGUCGCCAAGACUCCCGGGGGAACACGGUACUCCACGCCCUGGUGCACAUCGCAGACAACACCCGCGACAACACCCGCUUCCUCACCAAGAUGUACGACCUGCUCCUCAUCAAGAGCGCCAAGCUCUACCCCGAAUGCAACCUGGAGGAUGUGCUGAACAACGACGGCAUGUCGCCCCUCAUGAUGUGCGCCAAGCUGGGCAAGAUCGGGGUGUUCCAGCACAUCAUCAGGAGGGAGAUCAAGGACGAGGAGGCGCGCCACCUCUCCCGGAAGUUCAAGGACUGGGCGUACGGCCCGGUGUACUCCUCCCUGUACGACCUCUCCUCCCUGGACCCCUGCGGAGAGGAGGUCUCCGUGCUGGAGAUCCUGGUCUACAACAGCCGCAUCGAGAAUCGCCACGAGAUGCUGGCGGUGGAGCCAAUCAACGAGCUGCUGAGGACCAAGUGGCAGAAGUUUGGUGCAGCCACCUUCUACAUCAGCGUGGUGUCCUACCUGGUCACCAUGACUAUCUUCUCCCUGGUGGCGUACUAUCGCCCCACGGGGGGAAAGCCUCCCUACCCGUACGUCACCUCCACAGACUACCUGAGGAUGACGGGGGAGGUUGUCACCGCGGCCUCCGGAGCCUUCUUCUUCCUCAUAAACAUUAAGGAUCUCUUCCAGAAGAAGUGCCCUGGGGUGAACUCUUUAUUUAUUGAUGGCUCCUUUCAACUGCUCUUCUUCAUCUACUCAGUCUUAGUGAUAGUGACGACAGCUCUCUACCUGUCUGGGAUCGAGGCCUACGUGGCUGUCAUGGUGUUUGCCUUGGUGCUGGGGUGGAUGAACACGCUGUACUUCACCAGGGGACUGAAGCUCACAGGCACCUACAGCAUCAUGAUCCAGAAGAUUCUCUUCAAAGACUUGUUCAGGUUUCUGCUGGUGUACGUGCUCUUCAUGAUCGGCUACGCUUCAGCCCUGGUGUCCCUCCUGAACGUGUGCCCCCCCGCUGGGAUGGCCAGUCCCCAGGAUGGGGGGGGCUGCCCCACCUCCACCCAGUGCCGUGACAACAACACCUUCAGCAGCUUCCUGCUGGACCUGUUCAAGCUCACCAUCGGCAUCGGGGAGAUGGACAUGAUCAACAGCGCCCAGUACCCAGCCGUCUUCCUCAUCCUCCUGGUAACCUACAUCAUCCUCACCUUCGUCCUGCUCCUCAACAUGUUGAUCGCUCUGAUGGGGGAGACGGUGGGCCAGGUGUCCAAGGAGAGCAAGAAGAUCUGGAAGCUUCAGUGGGCGACCACCAUCCUGGACAUCGAGCGCUCCUUCCCGGUGUGUCUGCGCCGGUCGUUCCGCGCCGGGGAGAUGGUGACGGUGGGGAAGAGGUGGGACGGUACGCCAGACCGCCGCUGGUGCUUCAGGGUGGACGAAGUCAACUGGUGCCACUGGAACCAGAACCUGGGCAUCAUCAACGAGGACCCGGGCAAGAACGAGACCCAGGCCCACGCUGCCCAGCAGGCUGUCAGAGGCCUGAGGAGAGAUCGCUGGUCCACGGUGGUGCCCCGGGUGGUGGAGCUGGGCAGGAGCCCACGGUCUGAGGACCACGUGCUGGAGAUGGAGCCUCUCACCUCCAGGCACAGACCCUGAGGUGGAGCCUCCACCAGGGGGAGCCACCAAGACCUUCCUGGAGAGCCUCAAACAAGUGACAGAGACGACUUUGCCAAAUUUGCACAGAACUCAGUUGCCUUGCAGGUAUGUAUUUUGGUAACCCUUUCACAGGGGAUUGCGGAUGAUGUAAGUGUUGCAGGAGGAGAGAGCACUGGACAAACGGGACAGCCCUCCAACCAUCACUCGAAAAAACUCGAACUGAACAGAAAGAUAUUUAUGGAAAAUAUGAAAGGGUUGGUUAGUGGUCGGGUCAAGAGGAGGAUAGCGCGCUACUGGGAGAGAGAUGAUGUACCUCUGCAUUAGACGCUGCACUCAGGGAAUAGCUCUAGAAUCUGUUUUAUGUUUGUACUUGUACCCUGUCUUCUCAGCCUUAAGGGAGAAAUGGAUUUUCAAAGUGCCAGUGUAAGCAUGCUGCAUGAUAAUCACGGAUUACAAGGCUGGUGCUCAAACCAGAGCAGAGAUGCCAUCAGAUACACUAUCUCUCUGAUUGCAGAAGGCUGCAGAAAGGAGGCUGUUCUUGCACUGAAGUGUAUCUCGCUUUCCAUUGACAUAUUCCAUUUGUAAAACGCAUAUCUCCUGUGUCAUUUCUGAUUUGUGGAUUUUUACGAACAUGAGGGAAAUGGUUUUCUAUUAAGUGGACAGCCAGUAUACAUAUAACUGACAAAAGCAUAGUAAUUGGUUACCCUGGCAAUUCCAGUGUUUCUGUGUUCAUGCAGCAGAGUUAUUUACCCCACACUGCAUAGCCCAGCCCUAAUAUAGUUUGCAUUAUUAUAUUGUCGUGACAUUUAGCCAUUCAGCCACUGGUUAAUGCUGUUUAAUGAAUGCUCUGCUCGCUGUAUGAGUGAAGAAAGAAAAUAAAAAAUGAUGACCACACACAUGGGUGCUAGAGGCAUACCAAUCAAAGUCUGUGUGGAUUUGCAAAUAAAGAAGCCUUUAAUGUCUUGGCAACGACAUUAAAGCUUCUCCAGGUUCAUCUCCCUGCUUCACAGGGGUGUGUGUUAAGAGUUUUAAUAGGUUGUGACUGUGCUGUAGAUAUACUGUAGAUUUUGAUUAAUUCUUAUCUAUCAAGUCAUGUUGAAGGUCUUUGGGGUGAGUCUCUUCAUGUCUUCGAUUUUAUCGCUUUAAUCAUUCUGUAAAUCUUUAUUUAGAGUUGUAUAUGAUCGUUAUGCUUUAAUAUAUGUAGUGUGUAUAUAUCAUUGCAAAGUAUAUCGUAAAGCACACACCAAUUAUUGGUUGAGAGGCAGAUAUGUAUUCUGUGUAAAAGCAUUAAACAAAUGUGAUUUGUUAAUCGUUUGUGCUGUAGCUCAAGUUAGAUUUUAUACUGGAACUUUAGCUACUGAUCUGUCAUCAGGGAAGGUGUUUAUAAGAAGCAUACUUUUAUUUUAGUCAUAAAAAAAAAAAAUAGAAUAUUGAAACUUAUUGACAGUGAUGUUUCUUUGUGCUUCCACUGCUUAUACUGUUAGAAAUAUUGAAGUUGAAGAUACAGUUUUGCAACAAAUAUGACUGUCUGGCCAGUGUAUCUGUAACAAGAUCUCCAAAGUGCAUAUAUAGUGCAUUUUACCAGCAUGCAUUUGUUUUUUGUUUUAUGAAAUCUGACUGCAUUUCCUUUACUGGACAGCAGAGGGAGGCACAGAUCCAGAUGUUUCAAAUUAAUUAAAAUGUAGAUAUUUUGAGCUUCCAAUAGCCUAUGUCUAAUAUAGGUAAAACAAAAAAAUUGUUGUACUGGUGCUUACAGUACAUAGAUGUUAAUGUUUAUUUAUCUGAAAGAAAUGAAUAAAUACAUGUUUUA
Hypomesus transpacificus is the source of this 4950-nucleotide messenger RNA. It is a transcript of the gene trpv4, whose product is annotated as transient receptor potential cation channel, subfamily V, member 4. Gene Ontology annotation, biological process: calcium ion import across plasma membrane; actin filament organization; osmosensory signaling pathway. Gene Ontology annotation, cellular component: membrane; cilium. Gene Ontology annotation, molecular function: protein binding; calcium channel activity. The record is from RefSeq and is a predicted model, not a curated record. The transcript has 17 exons. The coding region runs from base 513 to 3140 and encodes 875 amino acids. Lineage: Eukaryota; Metazoa; Chordata; Actinopteri; Osmeriformes; Osmeridae.